UGUGUACCAAUGUUUAGUUUCGAAGUUCUUGGAACACUCAUACAACUGAAGAUGAGACCUAACUCAGAGUUGGCCGACAUUUCUUCAAAAUUAGAGAAUUUAGAGGAAAUAAACGAUUUUUUUCAGAAUAUUGUAAUGGAAUUAUCUUUGGUGAAGAAUAAAUGUGAACUAUGGAUUCAAGAAAAAGAAACAUUAACUUUCACGGAGGUCAAAGAAUACAUAACAGAGACAACGAAAGACAUUUUACAACGUUGCAUUUCCGUAACAAGUAGUCAGUUAAAAAUGGUAGCCGACUCAGCCACAAUUUUAGAAAAUAACAUACCUCUACAACCUGUAUCCUUUAAAGUGUCAAACUCUAUCUCAACAGAGUAUCAGACAUUAACAGAAAAAUUUAAAGAGAUAAAUUCAAGUUUUACUGAACAAAGUAAACAAUUCAAGAAAGUACAGCAAAAAUUAAAACAUCAAAAAUUAAUUAAUAAAAUGCUUGAUGAAAGAAUUAACAAGUGUGUCGAUGAUAAUGCGGAAUGCACAAAAUUACAAGAAAAUUUAAAUGAAAAAUAUGUUGAACUUAAAGAAGAAGUUACAAGUGAAUUUUACGCGGCUAGUAGAUUUAUGGCUUAUCUACAAACUAAAUGUGAAAGUUUGUCACAGGAGUUCAAGGAAAGUAAAGCAAUGUGCAAGGAAGAAGACUUAACGGUGAGAAUAAUUGUAAAAUAUUUGGUAUACCAUGACUGUGCAGCAGAGAAAAUACCACAAAGACAUCAAAAUAUGUUAGAAAAACUUGAUUAUAUUGAUCAACAUGAACAACAAAUAAUGGGAAAAGGAAAGGUUGAUCCUCAAGAAUAUCUAAAAAAAUGCAUGAAGAAUCCAGGUCAUAUACAUUUUAUACCUGUCACUACAUUAACAUUAUAUCAUCUACCUGAAGGUCACCGUGAUACCGAUUUGUAUGAGUUAAUGAAAGCUGCAGCUGAUUUGACAGUAAAAAUAAGUGUCGCUACAACCAGUCCAAAAAGACCUGAAUUUUGGCCAUGUACAAAUGUUCCAUAUCCUUUUCAUAAAUCUAAAGAAAAGCCACACCUGAGGACUGGAAGUGGAAUGAUAAACAAAGUAAUGACAGGGUUGGAAGCAAUAUGUCCAUGUGAUAAUUGUAAACAUUCGAAUAAACCAAACACUGAUUGGUGGACUAUACGAGUAGGAACAGCCGCCAAUGUUGUAUACAACGACCACGAGGCAAAAUAUGCGACGUUGAGGUUGUUUUAUGAUACAGAGGAAAGCCAAGAUGUUUCUGUUACAUGUGCACGAAAUAUUCAAUUAUACAAAAACGUUGAUGCAGACUAUUGCUGGUUUAAUUGUGUGACUUGUGAUACAGAACUUGCUAACAAAUUGGAGAAAAUGAUUCAACGUUAUGAAGCUCUUUUAAAGGAAAUUACAGCAAAGUACAGACAAACAAGAGACAUUCAUAAAUUGAUGUUUCUAGUGUCACAUCCUCAUGGUUGUUGUAAACGUAUUAGCAUUGGCCAAUGGGAUGAGAAAUCUAUAGUAAGAAAAAAAAAUAAAACGUUUACCUACUCAACAUAUACAUGUCCAGGUAGUAGUGGAGCCUGGGUUUACUGUUUAGGAUAUGACUGGAGCAUUCACGGAGGGACUAUGAAAUGUGGACUUAAUUACAGUAGAAUGUAGAAAGAUAUUUUUCAAAUAUAAAAAUAAAAAAUCAAUAUUUCAUUAAUGAUGCUAAAUUAUAUGAUAUAUACCUAACUUGCUGUUAUAAUUGAUGACAUGUAUCAAAUAUAUCGUUUUCUAAAAUUCGUGAUCUGAAAUUCUUGUUUCAAAAGUUCUCAAUUAGUACUUGUUACUUAUUUUUUGUUUUGAAAAGCUUCCUUUACAUGACACUAUUUAGGCAUCUACCCACUCUGGAUAAACUCGUUCCGACAUGAUCUGCAACCACUUUAGUAUUAAUCAAGCCUUUCCAACUAAGCUGAGCAGUGAAAUAACAAUCAGGGCCGCCGCUAGGGUUGUGACCGCCUGCGUACGAAAUUAAAUACUCUCCUCCCCCCCCCCCCUUUUUUUUAAAGAUUUUUUUUUAUUAUGACUGAGCUGGGCCAUGUACCAAAAGCGCUUGUUGAUUUAAAUCCAUUUUUUCAGAAUUUUCCUUUUUUUCCUUUCAUUUUCACACCGUUGUUAUAUACCAAAUAUUUCCUAUUUUAACUUUGCAUUGUAUUUUUUUUAUUGCGAAGUCACAAAGUCAUUGUCCAGUUGUAUCAAUAAGUGGGCUAAACCCAAGAAAAUGUUCAUGUAUAGCAACAUGAGGUAUGUAAGAAACAGAAGCAAUAAUAAUAGUGAUUUGUUCGGUAUGAGGCAUAUCUGGUGUAAAAUCUAAUGUUUUGUAAAAAUAUUUGUGUGCUUAUAUAAUUUCAAGGAUUUUAUUGUCUUAUUCAUUCGUAUUUUUGAAAUUGCCUGUAUAAAUGGAUACAAAAUGGGUGUGUCAAAUAAAAUAAUUGAGAAUCAUUUAAAAGCGAGUCAUGGCUGAUAAUAAUUCGUUCUAUAAAGGAUUGCUAAGGCAGAUUUUCAAUAUCAAGCAUUUUUAAUGCGAUUUUUCUAUUGUUUUUUUUCCUUUUAAGAGCAAUUUUUUUUUUUACAUUUUCUUUCUGUAUUAUAUUCGUGUCUUUUGAGAAUUAUUAUGACCCUAAAAUCACCUUAAUCAUUUACUCCUUUUUUUAAUCUAUUAUGUCGUCUCUAUUUAUUCCUAAAACAACCGACAAGGACCAUUAAAUGUAAUACAAAGUGACUCGAAAUACAAAAGCUAAUGACGGUGAACCUUUUUCAACAUUCAGUAAACUUUGAUAAUGAUUAUCACGAUUCUAUUUUGGAGAGAUGUGCAUUGUCUCCACAAUUAUUUAACAACGCGGAUUCGGAGGUACCUAAACAUUUAUCCAACACACCACUAAGACAAAAAAAAAAGCAAUCAAUGCUAAAUAUUUUUCUUGAAUAGAUAUUAUUAUAAACCUAAUGGUGAUCCAGAUGCUGAUAGGAGUGUGUGCAGUAAGCCAACGCAAAUCGCCCCUGUCAACCGCAACGAGCCGAAACCGUCAACUACAAUGUCUGGCGAAGUUUCAAGGAAUAUCUAAAGUACUUAGGCCAGUCACGUCCAAUAUAGUCCAGCGAUGUUCGAUCCAGUUCUAGAAAGCCAUUGAUGACCCCAUUUAAAGAGCAAGGUAUCAGAGUCGAGUCUGUUACAACUUCCGUACGUUACGACAGAGUUCAACAAGGUACAGCGAAGCCAAUAGAGUUUUUGCUACAUUAAAAAGUUGCUACGGACAUGGCGAUAUCCAGAACAAUGUACAGCCAGUGAUACAGUUAGUGUUAGGUGUUGCCAAUAUUAUAGUAUAGUCUGUGAUUUAUUGGACAUUAAACCAUCACGUUAUUUUGGAGACCUGAGUUGUUAAGUUCUUUACGUUGGUGAUGUAGUGUGGUGCAGUUAGCAGAGAGCCUGAAUAGAGAGAUACGUUACAAUAUAGAAUAAAUAAUGACUUGAAAAAAAAAACAAGUGUUUCUCAAACAUUUCCUGGUGGCGUCCCCUACAUGAUAAAAUGUUCGUUCUAGCCCCCCAAACUGAGGUCGUGAUUUUUUCUUAGAAUGUUAUUAAAAAGUAAAGAAAUCUUUUUUUUUGGAAAUUGUGUUUCCUACAUAAUUUUUAAGCGAUGUAAAAAAGUUUUUUUCUGGAGAUUGAAUAGAAUAAUCGGCGUUUUCCGCUCAAGUCAGCAAGGGGUCUGAUUUCGGUGCCGGGCCCUGGCGCUGAGCGUAUUCUGGUGUUUUCAGCUUCAGAAAUUCUUUCUCCUAGCGUUUACACCUUUUUCUCGUAGUAAGAAGAAAGAAUAUAAAAUAGCCAAUGUUGAAGACUUUUUCUUUUAGAACGCACUAUUCAUCCUAGUAAAAAAAAAGUCUAAUAAUUAAGCGACCUCUAUGGUCAAUAGUAUUAUUCGAGGGACAUUUAUUUAUAUAUAGCACACGGACGUCUGUAGUGGAGACGUGAUCUUUUUUACGAUCAAAUGCCGAGGAAUAUUUUUUUUACACAAUUUUAUUUUUGCUGUUUUUAAAAAGGAUUUGCUUAUUUCACGAAUAUAAAAGUCAGAUUUCUGAAUGGUAAUGACAUGCUAUCCCCUUUACUUUAAUUAUAUGUAAGCUCUGCUAAGCGCACUGGAUUACGUUCUUCGAUUUCUUUCCUAACGACAUUAAAAAAAAUUGACAUUAGUUUAAUAUCAGAACACGCUACACUUUUUUUUAAGAUAUAUUUUGAGAAAUUGGGUUAGGGCUAGGGUUAGGGCUAAUUUGUGUGACACAUCUCCCCUUGACGCAGGUAAAGUCAAAGGUACGAAGAUAAGACUAGCACCUAAAUCUGGUCGUCGGCGUCAUGCGUCUGGCGAUCAUCUCUUUCGGACUGGUCAUUACCUGUGACACCAAUCCCGCCCCCUCUCUUCUUGGCACAUUUCACUCCUUACACAUACUCUUUCCUCCACCCUUCCCUCUCUCACGCGUAUGAUGAUAAUCUGUUUCCAACACUCCUCUUGUCAUGCCCUAGGUACGAAUCUUAAUCCUUAUUUCCCAGAGCGGCCCAAUGUCUAUUCUUCACUUUCAAUCUCUUCGCCCCUACGUCUUUAUAAGCUUGUGUAGUUUGGAACAUUGACUAAUCAUUUGUCCAGCACGCUGACAAACUGGCAAAACGUUCGCAAUUUCAUUAUUUUAUUUUUUUACGGAAUUUCUAGUGACAAUCUAUAUAAACAAUGGAAAAAUAUCCGUCUAAGAGAGUAAAAGAAAAAAAAAUCGCGUGAAGGAUAUCUCUAAGUUUUCGAUAGGUUUAGUGCAAAUCAUUCUAAGUUCUGGCGAGGUGAACUUAAGAAUGACUGUAGAGCUCGUCUACACACAGAUGCUGUAAACAAAGACCUUUUUCUAUAUCAACUAGACCAGCAAAACCAUGGAUGUGAUGCUGCACAACUUCAGGCUGCCUCUAUUUUAACAACAAUUAAAAAGAAGGCUGCUACUUCCACAGAGAUCCCAUUUUGUAUCAUAAACAGCGGUCUACAAGGAACUUUAGCAGCAGUGCAUGCGAAAUUGUCCAAGAAAGACGCUUUGCAUAAAAGUAAUUCAGCGGAGCAGAAUCGAAACGCAAGAAGCUUUUCCACAGCCUGAACAUAAGUCAACUUUGACUAUUCCAUUAGAAUACCAGAACUAUAUAGCUUCACCUGAGUUGAAAGAAAAGUUUCUUUUAUGUAACUCGAGAGAAAAUGACAAUAAAAGAAUUUUACUAUUCGGUAGAGAAUCAAAUGGCAGUUGGAGCAGUGAAAUGAAAAAGCUUUACGUGGAUGGGACAUUCAGAAUCUUCCCUUCUAUAUUCUCACAGAUCUACGUUAUUAUAGCAGAAAUAUUUGGUUUUAUACUGCCUGUCCUAUAUGCACUACCGCCAAACAAAGAAGGACAAACAUAUCGCCACAUGUUUGAAGCAGUGAAAGAGUUGUAGCCAGAUCUUCAUCUGUUUCUAUGGACUUUGAGCAGGCUGCUAUUUGAGCUCUUCAGUCAACUUCUCCGUUAUGUGCUAUACAUGGCUGCUUGUUUCAUCUGACAUAAAAUAUUCGUAAGAAAUUGGCAGAUGAAAAUCUUCUUCCAAUGUACAACAAUGAUCCAUAGUUUGCUUUGGCCGCUAUAAUAAUAAUUAGUGGUGUCUAAGCAUACUUUUGUGUUACAUUUUGUUAUUAUUUUUAUUAGCAAAUUUAUAAUAUAUAGCUGGAUAUAUCAUACUUUCA
Molecule: messenger RNA, 5795 nt
Organism: Biomphalaria glabrata
Lineage: Eukaryota; Metazoa; Mollusca; Gastropoda; Planorbidae
Exons: 7
Coding region: 10-1680 (556 amino acids)
Source: RefSeq, a predicted model, not a curated record